AUGGCACGCUCCACUCAGCUGGCGAUCCUCUCCGUCGCCUUCUUCUUGCUCUUCGUGAAGCCUGCGUACGCUCAACCGCUGGGUGUCAUCGACCUGUCGCCAUUCAGCGGCGGCGGCUUUGGGUCCAUGGCCUCGAACAUCCCCGGGGUUGCCCUUUUAAGCAACAUUGGCACCGGGGACACGCUCGCCAGUGUGUUAUCCACCAUGGGGAUCAACCAGGGUGUCAUCGACACCAUCGUCGCGCCACUUGCCAACUCGCGCGAAGCUGCCAACACGGUGCGUGACGUGAUUGCGAGCAACGCCGCCAGCCGUCCGGGGGUCAUGGGUCCCAUGGGCACCCCCGCCCAGGCCAUCUCCGCCUUCAACGACCUGAUGAACAGUGCCUUCCGAAGUGCCGCGGGGCAGCUGGUGGAUACGGUGGUGUCACGCGGCGGCGGCGGCGGCGGCGGCGGCCGGGCCGGCGGCUCUUCGACGUCCUUCCGCAGCAGCACCGCUGCCGGCAGCGAUGCGGACGGCAACAGCAGUACGAACUCGUCCGUACGCAGCUCCUCCCCAAGCGUCAUCGUGGGCUUCGGCUUGCCUGUGGAUCCGUCGGUAUUUGCGGAUGGCUUUACAGCUGGCGCCAACCUGCCCCCCGUCGUCUCCGCCACCGGACCGGACUACACAGCCUUCCAGCAACAGCUGUACGCGGAUAUCGUGAGGCAAAAUGAAGCGGUGGCUGAGUUCCAAAAGCAAGCGGCAAAGAAGGAGAAGACAGAUGAGACCCUCAAAAAGGCAUGUGGACAAUAUGCCCUUAGCGAGUUCCUGGAGUCCCUCGCCCAAAUGCUCCUGAGAUUCGGGCAGCCGGCAAGCGCCACCUUCUCCGUGCUGGCACAGUUCUCAGGCCUCACCUACUCUGCGUUGACGCCGCAGGGCAAGGCCUACCUGAACGUCUUCUGCUGCCAGAAGAUACGCGAGGCGGGCAUCGACGUCGGCCUCCUGGACGACGGCACUAUCGUCGCCGGGCCCCUUAGCGGAAUUAGCUUGGACGCGCUGCUCGGCAUCCCCAGCACCGUCGCCGCCGGCGUGGGCGCUCCCGCCGAAGUUACCGAGGGCAUCGACAAGGUGACGGGUGCCAUCGCCGGCGCGUUGGCAUCCGUUGACAACAGCCUCACGGGUCUGCUGGGCGGCAGCGGCAGCGGCAGCGGCGGAUCGUCAUCUGACCGGCAGCCGAAAUGCAACAUCCUCGACUGGUUGGUCUUCGCACUGCAGAGCGACCCGCAGCUCAUGAAGCAGUUCACCGACCUGAUCCAGGUCACGAUGCAGCGCUGCCCCUCAAAAUUCCUGUACGCGGCACCUGGUAUUCUGUAA
This is a messenger RNA of Volvox carteri f. nagariensis, 1350 nucleotides long. RefSeq lists its product as uncharacterized. The transcript is spliced from 9 exons. Bases 1 to 1350 code for a protein of 449 amino acids. NCBI's taxonomy places the organism in Eukaryota, Viridiplantae, Chlorophyta, Chlorophyceae, Chlamydomonadales, Volvocaceae. The record is from RefSeq and is a predicted model, not a curated record.